AUGGCUGAAAAUCAUCUUCCUCAAGGAGAUGACGUUGUUCAGCAGGAAAAUAAUGGCUUUGGACCACUUUUCAAGCGUCGUGGGAAAACUGCUAUUGUCGCUUCAGCUAUCGCGGUUGUGAUUAUUGGCGCCAUGCUAUUCUUCACGGUGAAAGGGAAAGAGAAAGAGUUUCCUUCCCCGGUGUUUACAGUAGCCCUGCAGACCUUGAGUGUCGUUCUCGGAGAAAUGAUACGAAGAUUGUUCUUACUGUCAGAGGAGUUCAGACACAGACACUCGCGAUACGGAGGAAAGUGGAAGAGACUUUUUCAGGAAGUUUUCCCUUUCAAUUAUUGCAAGCGUGUUUUAGUCGCUGCUUUCGUUUCCACUUUCAUAGUAUGCUGCCAUCAGUUGUAUGAAGGAUACGAAAUAUUGUCUCGUCCAGAUUUCGUCAUUUUGUUUUUCCUGAACUCUUUCCUGGUUGGUCAGUUGUUGUUCCUUGUGGGCCUUCGACAGCUCUCUCCCGUAGAAACAUCGGAUUUGAUUGAAAAGGAAAACAAGAAUGUAGCCGAUGGGCUGGCUUGGGGCUACUACUUUGGUUAUCUUAGGCUGGUGCUACCGAAACUGAAAGAUCAGAUUGGCAAAUCAGAGCUUUUUUGUUAUGAAAUAACAAAGAAAAAGCUUUUCAUUUUAGUGCCCAAAACGUGCUUCAUUUGUGAUGACAUCACAUGCGCAGACCCCAGGGUAAAAUGGGUCGGCAAUCUCCCAGAGCUUAAAGUUAGUAGGGGUGGAAUUAAGGAAGAAAUGUACAAGCAUUCGGUACAUAAGAUAGAAAUGCCCCGCCCUGAUGGAGCAGUAGAAAGGUACCACUUUAUCUUGGAGUAUGCCACGCCUCUGAUGAACCUUUAUGAUAUGUCUCAGCAUGCAGACGCCCCCUUUGAUCGUAAGGAGCAGGAUCAUCAGGUAGGCUAGUUUCUAGUAUUUUCUCUUUGAUUUUCAAAGUAGAAGAGAAUCCUGAUCUGAUCACCCCAAACAAUAUUGUGGCUGAUCCCUGGGUAAUUGGGUCAAUUUCUGUUGUGUGUAUACCACUGGCUACUUAGAACCCCCCACCCUCCCCCAAUAAUCUCUUCUGUGGUCAUUUGUAGAUCCCAUCUAAGGCGCUUUUAAGUGAAUGUUACUUUCACCUUCCCAACUUAGUCACUUUCUGUUUAAUGUAUCUGCCUUAGAAAGCCUUCUAAGUAACUCAUCCUAACAUGAAUCGACUCAUUUGACCAUGAAUCUUCCCAGUUGGCCAUACAUUGUCUCAUCCUAAAAUCUGGAAGAGUGCAACCCCAUUAUUGGAACUGUAUUGAAAUUGCAAACCCAUUAUUAAAUAGUAAAUUCAGCUAUGAAAAUGCAAGCCAUCCAGCAGCACAUCCUCAUUAGCUUUUUAUUAGGAAGUACCCUGCCCUUGGGAUUGGUCCUUAUAAAUAUGGCUUGUUUGAGGUGAGAUGCAAUCUAACUGGAACUUCUCUUCAUUGUAACUUAUAGGUGGUGUUAUUCAUCCGAAAAUUGAGGGAAAUUCUGGAUAACUCCGAAGAGUGCAAAGGGACUUGUGAGUUGGUGCCAAUUUCAGGACGUCGUCCACAUGAGAUCUCAGAUGUCCUGAUUAGGAUGCAUAAUGAUCCCAGCAUAGAGGUGCACAAU
Pocillopora meandrina is the source of this 1662-nucleotide messenger RNA. The record is from the annotation of a GenBank genome assembly. Lineage: Eukaryota; Metazoa; Cnidaria; Anthozoa; Scleractinia; Pocilloporidae.